UUUCAGGAAUUUCGAGUAAAUUCUUUGGGACAAAAAACUGACAAAAAACCAUCAUCUGAAGUUUGUGAGCCGUGUUGUCAACGCUUACAAAACUGGAGCCCCACUACGACCAGUACUACGACCCUUCCGUUGAAUGCCAUCUAAUAACAGCGUGGCAACAAACAUGUAUAAUACUAGGAGAUCCGCCUACAUGAACUCGUGCAGCACCGCAAUGGAGCUACCACCGCAGAGCCUGCACCAAAAUUGGCAAGACACCGAAUACGUCAACACAACGUGCAGUAGCGAUAUGAACUCGGAUAUGUCAAUGUAUAAUGAUGAUAAAGACGAUCCGUUUUACGAAGACGAAGGAAGUGGCGGUGGAACCAGCGGUGGCGGUAAGAAAUCCAGCCGCAAACGUGCCAACACGACAAGUAGCAGUGGGGGCAAUGAGAAAGAAAGUAAAAGAACUGCAAAUAAGGUGUGCCGAGUAUGUGGCGACAAGGCGUUCAGCUAUAAUUUCAAUGUGAUCACCUGCGAGUCAUGUAAAGCGUUCUUUCGGCGCAAUGCUAACAAAGAGAAAGAGAUUCGGUGUCCGUUCAACGAGCAAUGUGAAAUCAACAUGGUUUCGCGUCGGUUUUGCCAGCGUUGCCGGCUCACCAAGUGUUUUGCGGUUGGCAUGAAGAAAGAAUGGAUCAUGUCGGAGGAGGCCCGGCUUGAGAAGAAGCAACGUGUCGAGGAGAAUAGGGAGCGGAGGUUGCAGGACGCGAUGAAUCGUGCACUUGAAGAAGCCUGCAUGGAGGAUGAAAGCGAGAAUAGUUACGACGAGGCGCCGGCGCCAUCCCACCAAAUGUCCGUUCGACAGUACCUAGCAAAUGAUGAUGCUCCACACAAGAGCUCUGACGAAGUACAACCUCAUUUGGGACAUCAUGGCUACAAUCAGAAAGAGGAUAAGAUGAUGAACUUCUAUCAGGAUGGACCUUCGGAUCAAGGCGACUACUCCCUUCCAUCAAACUCAUGUGCAUCGUCCAGCCAGUUGGAUACAUCAGUGAACUGUGGCGCUACUACUAUCGCUGACAAUGGUGCUUCACCAUCUAACACAGUUACGAUUCCCGCUGCGGUUGACGUUGAGCGAAAGCCUAUUCCAACCAACGUCUUAUUCUCCGCCUCUAUGUCAGCUAUUCAGGAUGUUGCAGCAAUUAUAUCGAAUGCCGAAACGAAGAAUUUAGGGAUGUGUGCACCGGAUGUGGUUAAUGAGAAUUUGAUGAAUGUGGCGCAAGCAGCGGUUCAAGCUCAGGCAAUUGUGAACCACACCCAGCAGCUUGCUGCUGCUGUUGUUGCUCAACAAGUGGUGUCAAACAUGGCUCCAGUAAUGCCUACAGUAAACCCAUUAGACCCUCUUCUGGCUCCCGCAUUCAUCGCUCCACCAAUGCCAACCCCAAUCAAUGUGCCCAUUACUACGCCAAUCGCUGGAGCACUCUCAACCCCGUUGCCACCACCGAUUGUACCACCUGGGCAUUCUUCAAUAAAUCCGGUAAUUCCAAUAAUUCCGAAAGAGAUGCCAGUAAGUGUAUCGCUGUUGAACCAGCUGGAACAAACGCCGGCAGAGAUGGUAACGGUACCUAAGGACAUGCUUAUGAAACUUAUACAAAAAAAUUCGCGAUCAACGUGCACUUGUUCCUGCAUGUGCGGACGCUAUCCACCCGGAUCCUGUAUUGUUGACGAGGUCACUAAAGAUUUGUUGAAUGGUGGCAGUUCUAAUAGUAGCAACGCAACUGACCGGGAUGAAACUCGACUUGAGACCACCGAGGACAUGCAGAUGAAUGGUCUUCUUCCUGGUGACUGCAACUCAUCUAUUCAAUGGCUUAACCAGCAAUCAUCUGCCCAAGCAUUCGUUGACCCAAUCACUCAUUCCAUGACAGCAGAAGAAGCUCAAACUCAGAGGGAACGACGUGACUCCAUCUUUGGUUCAUUUUCGGCGGCCGAUCAGGGUACAGUAACUCAGCCUAAAAGUGUUCAAGAAGAAACCAUCUGGGAGCAUACGGUGGCUGAAAAUGAGUCUCGGGAAUUGUCCGACGAGGAAAUUGAGAAAAUGGAAGAGCUCACUGAGAUAUCGAAUCAAUGGAUCAGUAUGCGACUGGACAGUAUGCCAAUUCUAGAUCUGUUCUCCAAAAAGAACGUGGAAAAAAUUGUGAAUGGCUUGAAGCUUCUCUCAUCAUUUCGAUUUUUACCUCAAGUUGACAAGAGAUCAGUAGUGAAGCGUGGCCUUUUCAACUACUGCGUUGUCAAAUGGAUGCAACACAAGGAAAGUAUGUCUAUAGAUGGACUGAGUGAUGCUGCUCGCAGAGAUUUUAUGAAUAUCAUUCGCCGAGAAGAGUUCAACUACCGAGUGCAGCCAGGAGCAUUUAACACACUUGCGAUCAGUGUGCUCUUCCACAGCAUUUCUGACAACCUCAUUUCUACAGAUGUUUAUAUGGAACAUUUGGUUUUCAAAAAACUACUUGACAAAAAUCUUCCCAUCAAAGUGUCCAGCGACACUGUCUACAAUAAUUACUAUCCGUACAUCAUCAAAGCCGCCAAACAUCUCGAAAAGGCCACCAAAGGACUGUCUGAUGAACUCGUCGCUCACGCAGUUUCCUGAUUGUCUACAAACCAGACCUAGCGUUCACUGUUAUUACAAUUUUUCCUCGCGUAGUUUUUAAUAUGUUUAUUCUUUUGUUGACUUGUCAAACAUUCCGGUCAGUUGCAAAGUGUUUGUGAUGGAAUCUAUUUUUUUUUUUUGGAACCUGACUUUUUUUUGUUUUUGUAACCUCUAAUAUUUCCAGUAUUGUUAUUUCAAUAUUCAUUUUUAUUGCCGCUUAUCAAGUCUUUGUCUCAAAUCUCCAAAACAGUACCUUGUCGAUUUACGAGUCACAACACACAAUUCUCCGUACCGUCCCGUCCCCCAACAAAAAAACCUCUGAAAAUUCUCAUCAUCCCCCCCCCCCAUCCGCCGACGCCCGCCACCUUCCAUCAUCCAGGUUCUCUUGUCUAAGCCCCGUUCGCUCCCGUUUCAGCAAAUGAAUAUCGAACUGCGAUGACUGUUAUUUCUUUCAUUUUCUAGUCUGCUUCUGGUCAUUACAAGUUAAGAUUCUUGCAAACCUCCGUCAUUUUUCUCGUCUUUUCAUGGUAUGUCAUGGUCUAUAUUAGGCCAGACAGUGUUGUUUUGUGUCACAUUGACACCGGUUAUCGUAGAGUUUUAUAUAUAUUUUUUCAUAUUUUAAUAAAUAUUUUUUCAUAAACAA
This is a messenger RNA of Caenorhabditis elegans, 3260 nucleotides long. It is a transcript of the gene nhr-48, whose product is annotated as Nuclear hormone receptor family member nhr-48. Bases 134 to 2617 code for a protein of 827 amino acids. Gene Ontology annotation, molecular function: zinc ion binding; DNA-binding transcription factor activity; sequence-specific DNA binding. Gene Ontology annotation, biological process: regulation of transcription by RNA polymerase II; response to stress; regulation of DNA-templated transcription. The transcript is spliced from 16 exons. Lineage: Eukaryota; Metazoa; Nematoda; Chromadorea; Rhabditida; Rhabditidae. The record is from RefSeq and is marked reviewed. Gene Ontology annotation, cellular component: nucleus.